Molecule: messenger RNA, 1958 nt
Organism: Cucurbita moschata (crookneck pumpkin)
Lineage: Eukaryota; Viridiplantae; Streptophyta; Magnoliopsida; Cucurbitales; Cucurbitaceae
Product: probable protein S-acyltransferase 1
Exons: 5
Coding region: 348-1583 (411 amino acids)
Biological process (GO): peptidyl-L-cysteine S-palmitoylation; protein targeting to membrane
Cellular component (GO): endoplasmic reticulum; Golgi apparatus
Molecular function (GO): protein-cysteine S-palmitoyltransferase activity
Source: RefSeq, a predicted model, not a curated record
CUAGGGAGAGAGGAUUCGAGAGGGGGAAUUUUGUUUUUGUGUUUUUGUGUUUUUGUGUUUUUGAUUUUUCCUCUUUUUUUCUUUUUUUUCUUUUUUUUUUUUUUUGUUAGAACGAUCUGGGUUUCGCAAUUUUCUGGGUUUGAUUCAUUCUGAACUAUCGCCGUUUGGAAAUUGAAAACCCACAUCGUUCUUUCACAGAUUUGAAGAGGAAAAUUGAAAGCAUUUGGAAAUUUUUUGUUUGUUUGUUUGUUUGUUUGAUUUAUUUUGGGUGUCCGUGUGAAUCAUUACCACGAACACCCUAAGAUUUUGUGUUUUCCCCUCAGACAAACGAAAUUUCCAUUAGAAAAAUGAACACAGAACCGAGCUGGGAUGGCUCUCCCUCUAAUGCCAUUCAUAUUGCUCCUCAUAAACCAGCUCAAAGGAGGCUCUACCAUGUCUGGAAAGGAAACAAUAAAUUCUUAUGUGGUGGGAGAUUAGUUUUCGGGCAAGACGGAGCGUCUCUCUUUUUAACAUCAUUUUUAAUCGGUGGUCCUGCAAUAAUAUUCUGCAUAAGAAUGCUAGUAGCAGUCCAUAACGAUCGUCGAACGUUUCAUUUCCCUGCACUGAUUGGAGGAUUGGUUCUUACAUCUUUGGAUUUCAUUUUUCUGUUCUUGACUUCUGGUAGAGAUCCGGGGAUCAUUCCGAGAAACUCGAUACCACCUGACUCAGAUGAAGCAGACAUGACCACCCCUUCUAUGGAAUGGGUCAAUCACAAGAAGCCUAAUCUGAAAAUACCCCGAAUCAAGGAUAUAACGAUCAACGGAUACUCGGUGAAAGUGAAGUUUUGUGAUACUUGCCUUCUGUACCGUCCUCCUCGGGCGUCUCAUUGCUCUAUUUGCAACAAUUGUGUUCAGAAGUUCGAUCACCACUGUCCUUGGGUAGGUCAGUGUAUUGGGCUGCGAAAUUAUCGAUUUUUCAUAAUGUUUAUAUCGACAUCUACCACUUUGUGUAUAUACGUCUUUACACUUUCGUGUAUUACCAUUGUUCGACAAAGUGGGAGCAUGUGGACUGUCAUUUCGAACGAUAUCUUGUCCGUUGUCCUUGUCGUAUACUGCUUCGUAUCUGUCUGGUUCGUCGGGGGGCUAACGGUUUUCCAUAUUUAUCUGAUGUGUACCAAUCAGACGACGUACGAAAAUUUUCGAUAUCGCUACGAUAAGAAGAUCAACCCUUUUACCAAAGGGCUAGUGGAAAAUCUGAAGGAUGUUUUCUGGACUAAGAUCCCUCCUUCAUUGAUCGAUUUCCGAGCAUGGGUAGCAGAAGGCGACGAUGUGAGCUUACAAUACAGUGCUUCCUCAACGGGUCGAGGCUUCAUCGUCUCGAAGGAUAAAUUUGACUUAGAAAUGGACAUGAUGUUUCACAAGGAUGCUAGCAUGAAACUUCCUAGUAUGUUGCAAAAUUUGGAUUACGCCGAAAUCGAUGAUGAUUUGAAGAAAAAGGACGUUGUAGACCAAAACAAUGCAUACGCGUUCCCUCCUUCUUUGGAAGAAGGACGGGACGUACAAAAUUCGACGUUAAUCGAAAUGAACGAUAUGAGAACUCAAUAGCGGUUAAUUCGAUCUCAUCAUCACCAGCAAGAUUCCUGAAGAUAAAAAGGUAUUGCUUCUUGCUUUUGCUGUAAAGUUGGACGUGUCACGAUUAUCAGGUCGAUGAAGCAAGAUCAUAUUUGUUCAGGGCGUGCCGAGUCUAAAUAUUCAGUAGGAUAGCGUAUCCACUGGCAUCAGCGGAGACGGGAUUGAGCAUUGAUGUCAUCUUGUUUUCAAUAGGGAUCAACUCUAAAAAGGGAUUUGGGAGUGUACUUCAUGAGGAAAUGAUUGUAAGUAUUGUGUAGAAUCAAACUCCAUUUUCCUCUCCAUUUUUAUGUUCACCUAAAUCUUGUUUACAAAUAGUUAAUGUUUCAACAAAUUAUAUCUUUGGUCUCA